CCGAGAAAAGGCACCAUUUCCGAUUCUGAGGAAAUUAGUGCGGCGAAGAGAAACCCUAGAAAUAAAACUGAAAAAGCUGCGAGAUCUCAUCUCGCGAUAUUUAUCCUAAUUAAUCGCCGAAUAAUCUCCGAAAUUUUCAAGGAUUUUGUCGAAUUUGGCGAUAAAUCGGGGCGUUCUCUUCUUCGAUCCCGUCUCCGACCCCUCCGAGAAUUCGAAAACCCUAAUCCCUCCUAGUUUUAUAAUGCUCGCGCUCUGAAAGUUUGGGGGAAAAGCACUCAACUUUUGGAUAAUUUGAGCUGAUUACUGUGGUUUAAGAGAGGAUUUAAUUGUGAAAUUUAGCGAUUUUGUUUUUUAAAAAGUUUUUUCUACUCGGAGUUAAUGGUGAUUGAAGGAACGCGAGGCGGAUUGUUUCCAUAUACUUUUGAUUUGGUUUGUAAUAAUGGCUCCUCACGAGGAGAAGAUCCGAUUUUGGAGAAAAAGGACUCAAACUUUUGCGUAAUCUCGAGUGGUUUCUGUGGGAAUGGCGGGGUUUGUAGAGGAUUUAGGUGUCAAAUUUGUUUUUUUUUUUAAGUGAGGUUUACUUAUUUGGAGAUUUGUGGAGCUUAAUGCUUAUUUCUUUUACGCUUAUUAGCUUUUGAGAGAGAGAGAGAGAGAGAGAGAGAGAGAGAGAGAGAGUAAAGGCAAUUGUUGUAAAUGUGUGUUUUCUUUUCUUUUUCUUUUUUUUUGUUUCCUAAUUUUGUUGAUUGUUAAACCCAUACAUUGGAAGAUCAUUAUAGCAUGAUUUGUUAAAAGAAGUACACUUAAAAAUCUUUUUGUAGCAGCGCAAACUUUUCAGAGAAAAAUCAUUGUUUCAUACGGCAACAAAAAAAGGAAGUUCCUACAGCUAAUUUGUCGUUUCCUCAGAGAGAAACUCCACAAGUUUAUUUAGUUUCGCAUCUAGGGUUGUUAAGAAGGCGCGAGCCCAAACAUAGAUAUUAUAGAUUCUAGUGUAGAACCAUAAUUGGUAAUUAAACCAUUUAUAAUUGAACAAUUAGUGACACAGUUUUGAUAGAGGGAUGUGUGAAUAAUCACUUUGUACAACUGCUUUUAAGCUGUGUUACCUACAAGGAAAUGAAGGUUACUUUAAGAUAGGAUUUUAUUGUUCUUAGCUCAAAUUUAAUAUGUUGCUGCUUCGAUCUGUUUCUCGUUACAUCAAGUGAAGUGGAGUAAAUGCAGAUGAGGCUCAAAGAGUGGUAAAUGGUGCUAAAACAUGCAGCAUAAUUUUGGGAUACUACACGGAAAAUUUAACUGCUUUAGUUAGUGUACUCUGUUGUAAGAUUGGAUAAUUUUAGUGCAUGUGUAACAUUGUUUAUAGUAUGUUUUUGGCUUUUAUUUUUCCUCAGGUUCUGUAUGAUCAAAGAAACCAGGGGUUGAACUUCUGCAGGUGGCCUUUUGGAGUGAAUUCCAACAUCAUCAUGGUUCGAGAAAAAGAUGUUUGUUGGGAAUACUGUGAGAAAAUGGACGGGAACAAAGUUAGAUGCAAAUUUUGUCAGAAAGUAUUAAAUGGCGGAAUAAGUAGAUUGAAGUUCCAUUUGUCUCGACUACCAAGUAAAGGUGUUCACCCUUGUAGCAAAGUCAGGGAUGAGGUCACUGAUAGGGUAAAAGCGAUUAUAGCUAUGAAAGAAGAGAACAAAGAAGCCUCAAUUGCCAAGAGGCAGCGGCUAUCAGAAGCCAAAUCACCAGAUGUUGUUACCAAUCCAAAAUCGCUUCUUCCCCCAGUAGAAUCCACACCUCCGUUAGCAAAAGCACUUUUGGCAUGUUCAACAGCCAGGGUGCCUCAGUCUCCGUUGGACGUAGAGAGAUGUAUAGCCGAAUUCUUCUUUGAAAACAAGUUGGAUUUUAAUAUUGCACACUCUAACUCGUAUCAGCUUAUGCUGGAAGCGAUUGGCGGCCCGGGAUUUAGGGGCCCGUCGGUGGAAGCACUUAAAACUAGCUGGUUGCAAAAGCUGAAAUCGGAAGUCACAGUACAAAUAAAAGAGAUUGAAAAAGAUUGGGCCACGACUGGUUGUACAAUAUUAGCCGAUACAUGGACCGACAAUAAAUCAAAAGCCCUAAUCAAUUUCUUUGUAUCAUCUCCGCUAGGUACUUUUUUCCACAAGUCGGUCGAUGCAUCUGCAUACUUUCGAAACACCAAAUGCCUUUAUGAUUUAUUCGAUUCGGUUAUUCAAGAUUUCGGCCCCGAAAAUGUCGUGCAGAUUAUCAUUGACAAUGCCCUAAAUUACACAAAUGUAGGGAGCCAAAUUACGCAAAAUUACAAUAGCAUUUUUUGGUCUCCUUGUGCUUCUCAUUGCGUGAAUUUGAUCCUGGAAGACUUCUCAAAAAUCGAUUGGGUGAGUCGAUGUAUUUUACAAGCGCAAGCAAUUACGAGAUUCGUUUAUAACCACAUAUGGGUGCUCGAUCUUAUGAAAAAAUUCACUGGGGGGCAAGAACUCGUUCGCACAGGAAUCACUAAGUCGGUAUCUAACUUUCUCACUCUACAAUCGAUUUUGAAACAUAGAUCGAGACUGAAGCAUAUGUUCAACAGUCCGGAAUAUUCAUCUUCACCCUAUGCCAAUAGGCCCCAUAGUAUAUCCAUCAUCGACAUUCUCGACGAUAAUGAAUUUUGGGGAGCAGUUGAAGAAACAGCAGCUAUUUCGGAACCGCUAUUGAAAGUAUUAAGAGAUGUUUCAUGGGGUAAACCGGCGAUUGGCUCGAUAUAUGAAUCGAUGACUAAGGUAAAGGAUUCUUUACGGACAUACUACAUAAUGGAUGAAGGAAAAUGCAAGACAUUUUUGGACAUAGUUGACCGGAGGUGGCAAAAUCAACUCCAUUCGCCGCUUCAUGCAGCUGCGGCUUACUUAAACCCUAGCAUUCAAUACAACCCGGAAGUUAAAUUUCUUGGGAUUAUUAAAGAGGAGUUUAUCGCCGUUCUUGAUAAGCUGUUGCCAACGCCUGAGCUUAGGCAUGAUAUCACAGGCCAGCUAUACGUGUUCAGGAAGGCGCAAGGAAUGUUCAGUUCCAACCUUGCAAAAGAGGCUCGAAACACGACCUCUCCUGGGAUGUGGUGGGAACAAUACGGCGAUUCAGCUCCUGGCCUACAACGAGCGGCGGUGAGGAUACUGAGUCAAGUUUGCAGUACUUGGACCUUCGAGAGAAAUUGGAGCACAAUUCAGCAAGUCCACUCCGAAAAGCGUAAUAGGCUCGACAAAGAGACCUUGGUCGAUCUCCUUUAUGUUCACUACAACCUGAGGCUCCGAUCGAAGGGAAAGCCGCCCGAUGCAGACCCCAUUGCACUCGACGAGAUCGACAUGACCUCAGAGUGGGUCGAGGAGACGGAGAACCCAAACCCGACCCAGUGGCUCGACCGGUUCAGCUCAGCAUUGGACGGCGGGGAUCUGAACACCAGGCAAUUCAAUACCUCCAUUUUUAGCUCCAAUGAUCAUAUAUUUGGUUUAUGAUGAUGGAAACUAAUUGCUUUUUUUAACAAAUGUUGUAACACAUGUUAAUUUCAUCUAUGUAAAAUAUCAUAUAUUGGUGAUUAGUAGCUAGUCUUUAGAUUAAAAUUCCUAUGCAUUUAAGGAGACAUGUGGGUUACUCACCUUUUGUAUAGCGAGCUACUGAAUCUAGCAUGUAAUGUAGGAGGAUGUACAUGUGAUAUCCAUGAAUGGAGUGUUAUUGAGGGAGUUGCAUAUCAA
This is a messenger RNA of Ananas comosus (pineapple), 3713 nucleotides long. RefSeq lists its product as uncharacterized. The transcript is spliced from 4 exons. Bases 1335 to 3476 code for a protein of 713 amino acids. NCBI's taxonomy places the organism in Eukaryota, Viridiplantae, Streptophyta, Magnoliopsida, Poales, Bromeliaceae. The record is from RefSeq and is a predicted model, not a curated record. Gene Ontology annotation, molecular function: DNA binding; protein dimerization activity.